AUUUAUUGAAAUAUCUUCUCAGGGCAGCAUGUCAUACGAUUGGCUCUGGGAGACAGCCAAUCGAAACACUGGGGGGCGUGGCUAUCAGUAAUUUGUAAUUUGCGCCAAACGGCAAUCCCUACGGAGCAACGAGGCGGAGAGGACCACGAGAGUUAAAUAGAGUAAGGGAGAAUCCUUGAAAUAAAGAGGAAUAUUGUCCUACUUCCUGUAAUGUACGGUAGACCUUGAGAAACUAAUGAAGAAGGAUGACGUCCCUGGCCAUAUUCUUUUGGGACAUGUGGGGCUGUUCCCACUAACUGUAGACAGCUUUCGGUCAUUGUAUGGCCCAAACAGAAUUUCAGAUGAGAUCAUGGAUGCCCUUUUCCACAUUAAGAGCAAGGGUGAUUUGGAUCUUCUUGCCAUAACGACCCAUAGCAUGUCAAAGAUCCUUGAUGGGUGCAAAAGGGCAAGGAGUACAUACUUCAUGAAGACUGACAAACUACAAAACUACAAAAGAGUUAUGGGUCCUUACCUAGAGGGAGAUCACUGGACCUUUGUUCAUUGCAACUUGGAAAGUAAAGAGAUUGUGUAUUGUAAUUCCUUUGGAGAGUCAAAGGAGAAAUGUGAAACCAUCAGAGACACCUGGGAACUGUUUGCAAAGAGGAGAGAUAUUCUUGGUCCAUGGACAGUCAAAACCUUACCACAUUCAACACAGCUGGAUUCCGUGUCAUGUGGAGUUUUCACCAUAAUGUUUGCAGAAUGUGUUCUUGAUGGUAAGGAGUUUCCCAACAUCUGUAUACUAAACAAACGUAAAGACCUGGCUUCUGAGCUGUGGGCAGGACUAGAUCACAAAAGAAAUUAUUGCAGUUGUGGUGAAAGAUUCCUGCCUAAAGAUGGGGUUAAAUGCAGUGCCUGCAGUGGGUAUUUUCAUGGCAAGUGCCUCAAAGCAAAAGGCCAGUGUGUCAUCUGUGCAGCUGGCUGUAGCAGCACUGAGCAGGUGAACACUGAUGUCUGUGAGACCAGUCAGAAGAGUGGGUAUUCGUGUGUGGAUGAAGACCAGAUCACCCUCAGGGUCUGUGACAUGGUCAGCUGUGAAACUGAGGAGCCACAUGAGGAGGAGCCACAUGAGGAGGAGCCACAUGAGGAGGAGCCACAUGAGGAGGAGCCACAUGAGGAGGAGAGAAAAGAUGGGUUCUAUGUAGAGAGCCUUCUCAAAGUUGCAAGCUCCAAGAAAGUUAAAAGGCACUUUGUAACAGUUGCAGAGCUACAGAGGAGAUGCUCAGCCCCAGAAAACUACUCUGCCAACCUCAUGGUCACAUACUUGAGGAAGGCAAAACAUAAGAAAAAGGAGUUAGAAGGGCAGUUGAGACAGGCAGGAGUGCAACCUUCUAAAUAUGCAGCAAACACUACUAUGUGCUCCCGGCUGGUGGAAGAUGAGUGCAAAAGUCUGGCAGAGGACCUUGGACAGCUCACAAAGCACAUCCCCUUUGAAAGCAUUGGGAAAAGACUGGCUGAGGGCAACAAAAACAUACCAUCUGCUAUUGUAAAAGUUGAAGAAUUGAGUGCUGAACUACAGGAAGUGGAGAAAGUCCUUAAUGAACACUUUGAGACCUAUAACAAGGUCACACACACGCUUGGGCCCAGUGUCAGCCAUGUGGUGUUCAGUUUGAUAAAACAGUGCCUAACUGCAAAAAUGACUGCUCUAGAAGAGAUGAACAGCUGCUGAUCAGCUUAGUUGUUUUUUUUUGUACAUAUGCACAUUGUUCAAAUUGCACAUUGUUUAAAAAAAAAAAAAAAAAAGUUUGUGUUAUCUGGCAGUUCUUGCUUAGCAAACUGAAGAGUCAAUUCUGUGAUUGGAUAGCUUUUAUGCCCAGUGGGUUGUAAUACAAACGUUUGUAGUACAAACGUUCUGGAUGCAAAUUUAUCUGUAGUAGGCCAGUGUAGCUGCUGGUUUCUGUUCAGUUCACUUCUUUUAAUUAGCUAGGGGGAGUACCACAAAUCAGGUUUUGUCCAGUUCCUUUCUAGGUCUCAGUACUUGCUAGAUUUUCAUUGGCAUUGCACUUGUCAUGUAAUUCUGUUUUUAUCUUUCUAGGUUUUUCUUUUAUAAUUUUUUUUAUCAUUUGCUCUGGCAGUAUCUCAACUGGAGUUUAUGGCCUAUUUGUACUUGACAUUCAUUUGUGCUAGUGACAGAACACUAAGCAUUUUUGUAUAAGUUGCUCUAAAUAAGAACAGCUGCUUAAUGCUGUAAAAUUUAAAAUUAUAAAUACUCUUGAAUAUCU
Molecule: messenger RNA, 2258 nt
Organism: Astyanax mexicanus (Mexican tetra)
Lineage: Eukaryota; Metazoa; Chordata; Actinopteri; Characiformes; Acestrorhamphidae
Exons: 18
Coding region: 236-1705 (489 amino acids)
Biological process (GO): proteolysis; anatomical structure development; regulation of transcription by RNA polymerase II
Cellular component (GO): nucleus
Molecular function (GO): DNA-binding transcription factor activity, RNA polymerase II-specific; cysteine-type peptidase activity; RNA polymerase II transcription regulatory region sequence-specific DNA binding
Source: RefSeq, a predicted model, not a curated record